Microthlaspi erraticum is the source of this 363-nucleotide messenger RNA. Lineage: Eukaryota; Viridiplantae; Streptophyta; Magnoliopsida; Brassicales; Brassicaceae. The record is from the annotation of a GenBank genome assembly.
AUGGCCCUUUUGGCAUUGGUCGUGGCCACCGCAUUCGCUGCCGAGGCACCCUCAGCUGCUCCCACCACCUCUCCCACCAAAUCCCCCACCAAGGCUCCGGCCGCCGCUCCUAAAUCCUCCGCACCGAAAGCGUCGUCCCCUGUCGCUGAGGAACCCACCCCGGAAGACGAUUACUCCGCUGCCCCCACUGACUCCGCCGACGCUCCCUCCGUCUCCUCCCCACCUGCUCCUACCCCCGAGGGUGCCACCGCCGAUGGACCAUCAGCCGACGGACCCACCGCCGAGUCACCCAAAAGCGGCGCCGUGAAGCUCUCCAUCGCCGGCACUGUCGCCGCCGUCGGAUUCUUCGUCUUCUCCCUCUAA